UUAUCUAAUUACUUUACUUAUUGUUUUGUUACUUUUUCUAUUAGCCUUACGUAUUUAUCUUCUGGAUACCGUGAAAUAUGAUAAUAUUAAGAUAGCGUAAGGAACACCCGUUGACACACUUUAAAUCUUAUAUAAAUCAAAUACAAACUUUAUUUAUUUAUCAGUUUUAAAAUGUUUGAGUGUAAGAAGUGUCUCAAAAAUUUCAUCAAACACAAGUCUUAUCUUAUACAUAAAAGAGUUUGUAAUUACAAGCCAGUGAAAUGUGCUACAUGUAAUCAAGUUUUUAGUAAGAAUAAUCUGUUCAUCGAUCAUCUAAUACUUUGUAAAAAUUUCAAUAAAAAUGUAUCAACUUUACAAAGUAAUUUCACUUACACUCUACACAAAAGAGCCUUUAAAAAUGUGUUUGGAAUAUAUGUUAAAACGGGUAAAUGGUCAUCAUUAGAAAGUUUGUUUACAGUUGAACGUGAGAACAUUCAAAACUUAUUGGAGUUAGUUUUGAAAACAAUAGGUUCACAUAAAGUUCAAGUUUGUCUUUUAUUAAGAUUCAUUAAACAAAAACUGGAUGGUGACAUUGAUUCAACAGAACUUUACAAGGUAACUCAGAUGAAACCCUUUUCACAUGUAUCACAAUUUAAUCAGUUGCUAUCUGAAUGGGUUCAACAUCUUGAUAUAGUUAUUGACCAAUUUACACAAAGAGGAAGUGGUUGGGUUCUUAAAUCAAUUAAUACGAUUGAAAUAAGAAUAUGUAAAUUGAAAGAGAAUAGUGGUGGGUGUUCAUCAGUUAGAUUACCCCAAAUUCUUUUGAAGAAGAAAAGUUUAAUUUCACCAUACUGUCAAACUGACUGUUUCAAGUGGGCUGUUCUAAUAUCAUUACAUCCUCAAGUUAAAAAUAGAUCAAGAGUAACAAAGUAUAGAAGUUUUACAAAUUUGUAUGAUUUCAAUGGCAUUGAGGCGAUAACACCAUUCUCACAAAUCAAAAGUUUUGAGAGAAGAAAUAACAUGUCAAUCAAUAUCUACACACUUACAAUGGACAAACAUAAAAAAAUUGUACCAUUGAGGAUUAAUAAAGAUAUGCGCGAUAAACAUGUCAACCUAUUUUUCUACAAAGAUCAUUAUUAUAGUAUCAACAAUUUCAAUGCUUUUGUCAGGAGCAACAAGGCAUGGGAAAGGUUUUAUUGUCAUUAUUGUAUAUCUGGUUUCAGAACAGAAGAUCUACUGUUUAAACAUCAAACCUGUUGUAAAAAUGUCGAAGCACAGCGUAUCAUCCUACCUGGUCAAGACAAGGUACCCACAAUUUGUGAAUUCAAUCGAUUAGAUAAAACAAUAGCAUAUCCUUAUGUAGUUUAUGCUGAUUUUGAAGCUUUAAUCGUGAAAUCUGAUAAAGCUCUUGGUAAAAAUACAUUUGAAUAUCAAAAGCAUGAAGCUUGCUCAUUUGGACUUGUGGCUGUUGAUUGGAAUAAUCAAAUUUUAUCAAAAACAUUUUAUCGUGGACCAAAAGCUGCUGAAAAACUUAUUGAAACAUUAUUGAAACUUCAGCAAUUUCUUCGUGAACAUCUAGAAACCAACAGUAAACCAGCUAUUGUUUCCCGUGAAGAACGUGAAUCAUUCAAUCAAGCUUCAGAAUGCUACGUAUGUAAAGAGCCUUUAGUUGAUGAUAAAGUAUUAGAUCAUUGUCAUCUGACUGGGAAAUACAGAGGACCAGCUCAUAAUUCAUGUAAUUUAAAACUCAGAUUACCUUAUAAAUUACCGGUAAUCUUCCACAAUCUUAAAGGAUAUGAUGCCCAUCUUAUCAUUAGUGGACUCAAGUCUAAUCUAAUACGAAAUAUUUCAGUGAUUCCUCAAAAUACAGAAAAGUAUAUUGCUUUCUUUAUGGAUGACUUUAUCUUCCUAGAUAGUUUAGCUUUUCUUCUUUCGAGUUUAGAGACUUUGGCUAAUAAUUUAUCUACUGAAGCAAAAUCAAAGUAUUUAUUACAAAUUUUCAAAGAGGACGAUUUACUACACAUUCUCGGAAAAGGAUCUCUACCUUAUGAGUACAUGGACUCUUGGGAAAGAUUUAAUGAGACGGCGCUACCACCAAUCGAAUGUUUCUACUCACACUUGACUAAAAAGACCAUCGAUGAACAAUCUUAUGGAAGACUAAUAAAUAUGUGGAAUCAUUUUGGUUGUGAAACAUUAGGUGAUUUUCAUGAUAUUUACUUGAAAAUUGACGUUUUACUACUUUCCUCAAUCUUUCAGAAUUUUAGAUCCACAAGUAUUGAAAAAUUUGGUCUAGACCCGUGUCACUACUUUUCAACACCCGGUUUAACUUGGGAUGCUGCUCUUAAAUCUACUAAGAAUAAGUUGGAUCUUCUUACUGAUAUUGAUAUGAUUUUGAUGAUUGAACGGGGUAUUCGAGGUGGUAUCUCUUGUGCAAUGAAGAGACAUGUGAUUUCCAAUAACGAAAACUCGGAAAAAUAUGAUGCAACUAAACCUACAUCAUAUAUUUCGUAUCUUGAUGUGAAUAAUUUGUAUGGAUUUGCACUUAAUGACAUUUUACCCAUGAAUGACUUUAAUUGGGUAUCACCAGAUUGUUUUGAAUCAACAAUUGAAAUUAUCAAAAAUGGUAAUUUGGAUGGUGAUACUGGAUACAUUCUAGAAGUUGAUUUGAUGUAUCCAAAAGAAUACCAUGAUCUUCAUAACGACUAUCCAUUAGCUCCUGAAAAAUUAUCAGUCAAGACUGAAUGGAUGAGUGACUAUCAAAAGGAGCUACUUAGAAAAAUAGAAAGUCAAGGAUUAAAUCGAACAGAAACAGAAAAACUUAUUCCUAAUUUAUUUGAUAAAUAUAAUUAUGUUGUUCAUUGUCGUAAUUUACGUUUCUACCUAGAGAAAGGAUUGAUAUUACAAAAAAUACAUAAAAUAAUAAGUUUUAAACAAAGUAAUUGGUUAUCACCGUACAUUCAAAUGUGUACCAAUAAUCGACAGAAAGCAUCCACAACAUUUGAAAAAGAUUUUUGGAAAUUGAUGGUAAAUUCAUUGUAUGGAAAAAGUAUAGAGGACAAGAGGAAACAUACACAAGUGAAGGUGAUACAGAAUGGUAAACAAGCUCUACAGCAGAUAAGAAAACCAAUGUUUGAACAAUUUUUCAUCUUGGAAAACGAUUUAGCUAUUGUAAAGUUACGAAAGUUUGUAGUGAAACUUGAUAAACCAAUAUACCUGGGAUUUACUGUACUAGAAUUGUCAAAGCUUCACAUGUAUAAACUUCAUUAUGAUUGUUUUCGUCCUAAAUAUGGUGAAAAGCUAUCGCUUGUGUAUACUGAUACUGAUAGUUUCAUCUAUCACAUACAAACUAAUGAUAUUGUAUCUGAUUUAAAAGAGCUCGAGUAUAUUAUGGACUUUUCUGAUUACCCAUCGUCACAUAUACUACAUGAUAAUACAAAUAAAAAGAAGCUUGGAUACCUCAAAGACGAGAUGAAUGGUGAAACCAUCGAUGAAGUUAUCGCUUUAAAAUCUAAACUUUAUGCUAUAAAGUAUGGAACGAGAAAAAAGUUGACUGCAAAAGGUGUUCAAAAAGCUGUAAUUAAAAAUGAAAUAUCAAUUGAUGAUUAUAAAAACUGCUUGUACGACAAUACUAUUUAUCAUCACAUGAAUCACAGAUUACAAUCAAAGAAUCAUAAAAUUUCAUCAAUAAAAUUGAAUAAAGUUUCAUUAUCACCCAUGGAUGAUAAAAGAUAUAUACUUGGUGAUGGGAUAUCAACGUUAGCUCAUGGACAUUAUAAAAUUAAGCAUUUAUAG
This is a messenger RNA of Panonychus citri (citrus red mite), 3771 nucleotides long. RefSeq lists its product as uncharacterized. The transcript has a single exon. The coding region runs from base 172 to 3771 and encodes 1199 amino acids. Lineage: Eukaryota; Metazoa; Arthropoda; Arachnida; Trombidiformes; Tetranychidae. The record is from RefSeq and is a predicted model, not a curated record.